AUGUCCAUUGCUGUGUGUGCACCGAAGCAUUUUGUGCUCAAGGAAUCACAUCCGCUAACAAAGGAGUUGUACGCAAAUGUGUUUGGUGAACCAUCACCGUCGCUGCACCGGAACGUGAGCCGUCUAUUUGACGUCAGUAGUCUAACAGAGAACCCAGCCUUGUUCCGGCAGGUCAUCCAGUUCCUUGGUGAACGCUACCGCAGCAUGGGUGCCGAUGGCCCGACUCACAUCCUCGGUCUCGAGUCUCGUGGAUACCUCAUUGGAGCGCCUCUGGCACUGGAGCUUGGCAUUCCUUUUGUUCUUGCCCGCGAAACGAAACGGUUUCCCUCUUCCUUUGUUCGUGAGAGUCCAAAUGCCACCGCUUUGGUUCCAUCUCACUCAAUUCGUAACAACAGUAUCUCAAGUGACUCACGUGUUCUCAUUGUUGAUGACUUCAUCGCUACAGGCAAGACCGUCAUCUCUGUGCUGUGGCUUACGGAUAUUGUUGGUGCCAAAGUGGUGGAAGUGGUGGCCGCGUGUGAUGUGCCGCGCCUCAACGGUGUUGGUGCUAUCCAUAAGGCGGGUGAUGGAACAUUUAAAGAAAUACCUGUAUUGACGCUGAUGCAUUUCAAGGCGACCCGUGAGGCAAUUAAAGCGCAGCUCCAAAUUCUCAAGCCGAUAACUGCCAGGUCUCAGUUGUGA
Messenger RNA from Trypanosoma grayi, 681 nucleotides. RefSeq names its product putative Adenine phosphoribosyltransferase. Gene Ontology annotation, molecular function: adenine phosphoribosyltransferase activity. Bases 1 to 681 code for a protein of 226 amino acids. The record is from RefSeq and is a predicted model, not a curated record. NCBI's taxonomy places the organism in Eukaryota, Euglenozoa, Kinetoplastea, Trypanosomatida, Trypanosomatidae. The transcript has a single exon.